GGCCGUCCUCGUCUAUUCCUUCAGUUUCUUUUUUUUCUUUGAAACGAAACUUUGUUGCUACAUUUAAGAUAACUAUUUUGCUUCGCAAAAGAAAUAAAAUAAUAUUGCAGAUGGAUCUUGGAUUAAAUCUAGAUUCCAUAUAGAUCUAUAGUUCUUAUACUAAUAACAAUGUUAUUUUAUGAAGAUGACUUUUUUUUUAUUCGGAUAGGCCUCAUCUUGAUCUCAGGUCUAGAUUUAUUUAAUUUAAAUGUGAAAAUGGUUUCAACAGGAUCAAAGAUAAAUAACGGAUUCAAGACAAUAAGAAACAAACAUUCGUAUCAAAAAAAGAAAGCUCCAAUACUUUUAAAGAAAAUGCAUCGUAAAUAUCCAUAUAAAAUGACUGCGGUUUCAAAACAUCAUCAUUCUGUCGAUACUGAGUCAAACAUAUUAACUGAAAAAUUUCUUAAAGUUAUUGCUUCAGAAAACAAUAAAGAAGCGCUCGAUUUGGUUUCAGAAAGUGAAAAACACAUCAAGACUAUACGAAAAUCAUCUUUGAAUAAAGCGCUACUCUUUUCUUGCCGGAAAGGAAACAAAUUUCUGGUACAAAGUCUUUUAGCGUAUGACAUUGACAUCAACUGCAAGGAUGCUGGAGGCAACACACCAUUGAUGAUUUCUGCUAAAAACGGUUUCUACGAUAUCGCUAGAUUAUUACUACUUAAGAGCCCUAAGAUGAACUGUCGGAAUAGUCAUGGUGACACAGCUUUAUUGCUGUCUAUAACAAAAUCUGGUUCUAAAGAUAUGGUUAGCUUAUUUUUGGAACAAAAGUCAAUAGAUUUCUUUUCAAAAAAUGAUGACGGUGUUACUUGUUUCACAAAGGCAAUAGAAAUGUUGGAUUUUGAGCUAUUUAGAACACUUUUGAUAAAGUCAUACUAUGAAUAUCGAGAAAGCUCUAUAUUAAGAAAAUGUCUGUCUAUUGCAAGGCGCACGGCGGAAAGACUUGACAUUUCUAACAUAUUUGAUUAUAUGAAGCAAGAAAUUUUAGAACACAAGUUUGCUUUUAAUACAGCGGUUUUAAAAAGUGAUUUCAAAAGUGUUAAAUUUCUGUUUGAUUAUGGAUGGAUGACAAAUAAGAACAGAUCCAAAUACGAUGAAAGUUUUCUAAUGGAAGCUUUGAAACUUUAUAAGAAUAACAAAUCUGACUUAAAUCAAAAUGAUAUUGACAUUGUAAAACUGUUGAUAUCAAGAGCAAAAGAAAGUGAUCAUCGCGCAGAAAGUAAUAUUCUUCACAUCGGAGUAGAUAUUGGAAAUAGUGAGCUUCUAAGUCUACUGUGUCAAUACGUUAACACAAAGUAUUCUGAAGAGACAUUGAAUUAUAUAUACACCAAUGGACUAGAGGCAUUAUUCAACAAAUACAAUCAUGCAUUUGUACACAUUCUUUUAGGUAGUCGGCAUAAUUUAUUGACUUUGUGUGAGGGAAGAAAUAACUUGAUUGGAAAGGCUUUAGAAGUAGGCGCAUUAGAGUUUGUUGAGCUGUUUGUUAGCGAUGAGAGAGAAUUUGAUGUGACGGAGAAUCUUUUAACUGCUAUAAAAAAUUGUCGACUCGCUUGCUUUAACUUUAUUGCAGAAAAAUUCCAAGCAGAAACAAUUGUAACUAUUAGUAAAGUCGAAUCCGUUUUUUUACAUAAAGCAGUUAAAGUCGGAAACAAAGAGAUUGUAGAAAGGUUGAUUUCUCUGGGCGCAGAUGUGAAUGCUGUUCAUAAAGCUAAAUCUCCAUUAAUGUAUUGUUUAGAUGCUGGGAUCGCUAAAAUUCUCUUAUCAAAAGGAGCUAAAGUUACAUUGAAAACAGAUGUUAGCGAGCCGAGUGCACUAUUGAAUUUGUAUUUAACAGCUCACAAGUAUAAGUACUACUACGAUGAAAAGAAAAAAUCAAGUGAUGAAAUAAUAGAAGCGACUCUAGAGCUGACAAAGUUGUAUCUGAAUCACGGAGCUAACAUCGACGACAAAGACUCUGAGGGUAAAACGGCCCUAAUGUUGGCAUCAUCUUUAGAAGGUUACACAAAAGUCAUCACGUAUUUACUUGAAUCUGGAGCAGACUCUACCAUGUCAGACAAAGAAGGUCAUAGUGCAAUAUAUUUUGCUGUUGCUAAUGAAAUAGUGACAAACGUUGAAGCGUUACUGAAAUUUCAAAAAGACAUCAAUGCACAGUGCACAUCCAGUGGUUUGACAGCUUUACAUCUAGCAGCAGAACGAAACAACUUGGAUAUAUUACGCUAUCUAGUAAGCUACCAAGCCAAUCUAGAAGCUGUAGACAGUAACGGGAAUACAGCUUUGCUUAUCGCCAUAAGAAAUAUGUCAUUAGAUAAAAAAGACGCCAUUCUUUAUUUAUUAGAUGCAGGUUGCAACAUAAACCACCAAAACAAUGACCAUCAAACCGCAAUUAUUAUUGCUGCUGAAAACUCUAAAACAGAAAUGGUGACAUUGUUGUCUGAGAGAGGUGCAGAUUUAAAUGUUAGAAACUCUUUGAAUCGUAAAAAUGUUGCAGAAAUCAUGGCUGACAAAACUGCGUUUUCUUCAUCAUAUGAUAAAAGAGAGUUUAUUAUAUGUACUGAAAAUUUACUGAAAAAAGGUGUUUCUGCUGCCAAUGUAACUCAAAACUGCAUCUUUAGAUUAAUUUUAGAUAAUCGGUUUAAUCUGAUACAGAGACUUAUAUUAGCAGGUGUAAGUCCUUAUGAAAUCUCACAAAUUGUAUUAAAUACGUAUGUCUAUUUUUACAGCUCAACAGUAGGUCUAACUGUUUCUCCAUUUCGUUACGCAUUGAUGAAUGAUAAAUUACAACUUGCUCAAUAUUUCAGUAGUAUUUGCUUUUUAACUCCCUCGGAUUGUUCGUAUCAGCAAUACAUUAUUUGCCGAGAACAUUUGACUAAAAAGAAUUUUUCAAAAUGUGUGGAAUUCGUGGAUGAUCUCUAUUCUCAGCCAAUGUCUCUAGAGAAGCUGGCACUGAUAACAGUGUCCUCGCUUAUUGGGCCUGGAUUGACAAGAGAAGACAAGGUCAAAGGGCUACCACUUCCUACCAAGUUUAAAGACCAGCUUCUGUUUAAAACAGAGAGUACUUUGAUUCUUGACACAGAGUGUGAUGUCAUUGAAAGCACAGAAGUUAUGGAGUACUUUCCCUUCCUAAUUAACUUUAACUCUGUACCAGAUUCCGAAAUGAGUGCUUAUUACGGAUAUGAAUCUGCUGAUUUUGAUUACGAUGUUUAUGAUUCUUAAUGGAAAUGUGAAUUUUUAUAACUAUGUAUUAAGUUCUUGUUUUUAAAUGGGAUAAAAAUAUGUUUUGCCUUGAUAAUUUUCGUAGCAUUUAGGUUCACAUUUGCACGAUUUUCUUUAUUUAUAUGUUAUAUAUAUUAACAUAUUUUUUUAAUGUUUUAAUUGAUAGAUGCACUUGUUCAUUCUAACCAGCUUAUUUUCAACAACAGCAACAAAAAAAAAAAAGCUUUGCGUAUAAAACACAAUUUGAAAAGUAGGUUGACAGAUCUUGUGUGGUUCGCCGGCGGUCCAGCAGACCUAAGGAUAGAUGAAAGUGAAUGUGAAGUUAGAUGUGAACCUGGCCUAACUGAUGUCUUAUAAUGAAUAUCUAAUUGAUCUGAUUGUUUUAUAAACGUUCAAUCUCUUAUAAACAUUUUCGUGAAAAAAAAAAUUCAUUAGUUAAGUGUUAUAUAGUUGUGAUGUGGUAUUGCAGUUCACGCGAUAGUAUGAAAAACUGUUGUUUUAAAUUAUUUUUAACUUAUAUGCAUACUAAAUAGAUUUUCUUUCUUAUAUUUAAACAAGAUUACAAAGAGAGUUUGUGUUACACAAACUCAGAGGCGGCCCCCGUCGAAGUCGGAUCCCUGUCGGAUCUGCAUAUUCGCAAAUAAUAUUCAAGAGGUGAUUUAAUUUUGAUGUAAAAUGUUUUACACGUUUCGGAUGUUCCUUCAGAGUUGAAGAUAAUUACUUCCUAGUCCAAACCUCCCGCAGGACGACGGGGGAUGGGAGCGGGCAGGGUUUGAACCCUGGGCCGUCCAUAAAUCUGAACGACAGUCCAGCGCGCAAACGGCACGACCAGGCAGCCAUCAGAUGGUCAAAAGUAAUAAUGUUUCAAAGAUUCAUUUGCCGUAAAUUUAAAUUUAAAUUUAAUAAAAAAAAUAGUAGAUUAGUUUUAGUAUAUUAAAACAUUACAAUAUUGAUCAAAACGUUUGGAAAUGAAAAUCUACACUUUUUUUUUACACUUUAAGUUUAGAAAUUGAAAUUCUACAUCUUAAUCUAGUCUAUUUUAGUCUAAACUAGAUCUAGAAAUUCUAGAUCUAGACUCCAAAAUAAUUUUAAUUAGAAUAUAAAUCCAGAUCUAGAUAUACUGUAAUAAAAAUCUAGAUCUAGUUUUAAAAAAAUCUAGAUUAGAUCUAAAUCAAGAUAUCAUUCCUUUUUUAAACUCGAGUCACAUAACGAGGCUUAAUAAACAUUACUAUACCGAGUUCUUUUUUCAUUUGAAGAAUUAAUUCCAUAUAACGUCAGAGGGAAAAAAAAACACUACGUCACACGGCCUAGCUAGACUAAAAAUCGCCUUCAUCUAUAAGAGCCUUUUAUCGAGUGUUCAUAGACUUUGGUGCACCGAGUGCGUUCUUUAAGCAUUUCAUUUAAAGAAUUCAUUCCAUAUGACGUCAAAGGAAAAAAAACACUACGUCACACGGCCUAGCUAGAAUAAAAAUCGCCUUCAUCAUUACGAGCCUUUUAUCGAGUGUUCAUAGACAUUGGUGCACCGAGUGCGUUCUUUUAGCAUUUCAUUUAAAGAAUUCAUUCCAUAUGACGUCAAAGGAAAAAAAAAACACUACGUCACAAGGCCUAGCUAGACUAAAAAUCACCUUUAUCAACACGAGCCAUUUCUCGAGUGUUCAUAGACAUUGGUGCACCGAGUGCGUUCUUUUAGCAUUUCAUUUAAAGAAUUCAUUCCAUGUGACGUCAAAGGAAAAAAAAACACUACGUCACACGGCUUAGUUAGACUAAAAUAUGUUUUCAUUAAUACAAGCCAUUUUUUCGAGGGUUAAUAGACAUUGGUGCACCGAGUGCGUUCUUUUAACAUUACAUUUAAAGAGUCCAUUCAUAUGACGUCAAAGAAAAAAAAUUCCAUUUCCUCACAAUAGGCUAGUACCGGUACCAUAAAAAAAAAUGUCUUUAUUUACACGAGAUAUUUAACGAGGGUUCAUAGACAUUGGUGCACUGAGUUCUAAUAGAUAUUAUUUAAAAAGGAUCAAAGCCACAUUGUUUUUGCGAUUUGUCUGUCAGUCGGUCUGUCCGUUAUCUUGAUAUAAAAAAAAACAACUAAAAGUUAUUAAAAAUUGAUUAACCUUUAUUUUACGUUUCAAAACAUCGCAAUAAUUUUUAGGUAUGAACACAAUUGAAAAGUUUAUAUAAUAGAUUGUUCCGGAUGUUUGUAUAAAUAGUAAAAGAAAAAGAGAAUUUCAGAUAAAUGUAAUACCGUUAAUUAAAUUUUUUGGAUGGUCUCGUAUAAAAAUUAGAUGUACUACAGCCACGUGGAGAGAUUUUCAUACCUUACUUUGGUGUUUGGAUUCUGUUUUCCUUAAAAAUCGGAACAUAAUAUUAACGAUAAUUAGAUUUUUUAAUGUUUUAGGUAGAAAGUUAAAUGUACUGUAAGAGAGUAGUGAGUUAAAAUAUUUUUCAUAAAAAUCCGUAAAAACAUUAUUUCGUAAAUGAGAAGAUUAUUUGUUUAUUAAUUAGAAGAGGGAGUUCAAACACUUAUUUCGCGUUAGUAGAUUUUUAAAUAAAUUCGGAAAUUUCUGACGACGAUUUGUAAGAAACAAAAUCCGGAACUUUCUUUAUCGAUUACAAAAAUUCUAUGUUAUGUUUUACAAGAAAAUUAAAUGUCUAAAAAGUAAUUUUCAGUAAUCAAUUCUAGUAAAUUACUUUUUUUAAAAGCCUUAUGCGAUUUCAAACAAUCAUUAGGCAUAAUUCAUGUUUUAUAAAACAAUAUCCGGAACAUUUUUACACUUAAUGAAAUAUAAGUCAGUAUAGAGAUUAUGAUUUAGCAUUAAUAUGCUAUUUACAUAAAAAACGGAACAACAUAUUAUUGAUAAUGUGUUUUUGCAACGUUUAAGCAUGGAAAUUGAAUGUAAUAUAAGUUAGAAGAGCAAACAAACAUUUGUUGGCGUUGAUUAGUUUUGCACAAAAAAAUCCGGAACAAUCAAUUUUAGAUACUUAAAACUAUUGAGAUGUUAUGGGAGGAACAUUAAAGGGUAAAUCAGAUUUUCAAUAGCUUUUAGAGUUCUAGUUUUUUAAAUCUAAUCGUGACGGACAGACCGACCAACAGAAAAAACGCACAAAAAUAAGCUUCUUUUAUUCGGAUGGGGGCACUAAACAAAAAAUAAAUAAAAUCUGAUUUUUAAAAAAAGUUUAAGGAAUUGGUUUAGCACCUGAUCAUGUUGCGACGUUACGCUACUGCACGAAAAUCGCUGCAUAAAAAGUCCAUUUAAAAAAAUGUGCGUGAUAUUUACAUACAAAGUGCAUUAUUAGCCUUUAUAAACAAACAGAAAUGUUUUCUUUUAAUUUUAGCAGCUAGUUGACCAGAAAAAACGUCUUUAACUAUUAUUUGUAUUUGUUGUAAACAUUUUCUGUACAUUUUAAAAAUAUAUUUGACUUAGUGAUACUGAAAAUACACAAAAAUUGUCCAUCUUUGUUAGCAUAUUGUAACAUUGCCUCCCUUACAUUUACGUAAUUGUUUUAGAAUUGGUGUAUUUUUAUGAAAAAAUCGCUUGCAUAAUUAAUUUUAUAAAUUAAACGGUUUGCUUUUAGAAAACCAAAAGUAGCCGUUGCACCUAAACUUUUCAAGCCGGAUUUAAUGAUGAAAUAAUAUUUUUCAUAUCUCUUCUAGUUUUCGAGAUCUGAGUGUGACAGACGGACAGACGGACAGACGGACAGACGGACAGACGGACAGACGGACAGACGGACAGACGGACAUUUUGCACAAACCUAAUAGCGGCUUUUUCCCCUUACGGGGGCCGCUAAAAAGUAAACCAUUUUUUUUCUUGUAAAUGUAGCAGUUGACAGAACUUACAUAACUUACAUAAACGUACAAAAAUACUUUUUUACAAAAAUCUAAAACCAUUUGAAUAAAUGUGUUAAACAUAUGGUAAACUAUUGUGUCCUCUACUAAAGAGCAUCCAGUGUUUAAAACUGUUAAUAAUGAAUAGUUGUAAAAGUGGUGUAUUUUUAUGAAAAAACUGCUUGCAUAAGUAAUUUUGAAAAAUAGAUUUUUCGCUUUCAGAAAAGAAAAAAAGUAGCCGUUGCAUCAGAACUUUGAAUGGUCUAAAAUAUUAUUAUGACGAUGUUCACUUUCUUAUAUAGUUGACGAUCUAGAUCUAGAACUAUAGAAAUGUGUGAUGGUUAGGAAAAACAUCAAGAUUUCAAUGUUGCUAGCUUGAGAUUUUAAUUUUAAAAGCCUGAGUAUCGGUAUAUUGUCUUAUAUAUUACAGACGUUACUUCAAAAAAAAAAGAAGAUAAUUACGUCCUACGCAUUUCAUGUAUCAAUCUAGUCAUGCAAGACAACCUAUUUCCAUUUUAAAAUUAUAGGCUAUAUGCAUGCGUAGCAGUUUUUUUUGUUUUUGUUUUUUGUUUCUAAUGUAAGCUAGUACUAACAUUGCAUAUACAGUAGUAAUUAUAAGCAAAGCAAUAUACCUGGAAAUACAUUUGUGCAUUUCUGUAGUAUCCAGUCAAGAGCACAGAAAUUAAAUGUUGUCCUAUCCAAUACCUUUAAUGACCUUAAGUAUUAUUUGAACAGCAGAUUCCUAAUGGUCACAGUCCACAUUGUCAAGUAUAAGAGAGCGAGCUGUUCACAAGUAUGACACGCUUGACCGCGCAAAUUUAGCUGACCAUCAGUAGCAGGUUGACUAGUCGUAAUAGCAGGUCAGGCCACAAAAAGCACGGAGAAAAAAAGAUGAUACUCAGACCUUUCCAGAUAAACAGUUAUUGGGAUCAAAAUGAGAAAAAUUCAAGUUAGAAAGUAAUAGAGGGUAAGAUAUAUAACGUAACGGGUCUAGAAGCUUCUUGUGGCGGUAAUAUUUAAAGAGCCUAAAGUCGCUAAUUAGUGAAUUGGAGUUAUUCUACACGGCUUGUUAGUCCUUAAUCAUUAGUAUUGUUUCUGUAUCUACACUUCAUAUUUGUUUUACGUUUGAAAGUAUGAAACACUUCAAAAAUAUAUUCAGUACCACAUUACUUCACUGUCUCUUAGUUGUGAUUAAAUUUAACAUCUUCUACGAAUCCCCAUAUGCCAGAUGAUUGCGGAGAAAAUACAACACAACCCUUUCUUCAAACACAAUUGAGACAUUAAAUUUUCAGUAAUGAAUUUAUUACAGAGUCUACAGUCAUGACCAGAAACUGACUCCAGAAAAAAUACUAUUUUAAAGUAUUAUUAGGUAAAAAUGUGUAAAAUUGCUGAUUAAUAAAAAAAAACAAAAAACUAUUGUAUAUUUGUAUAAAUAAUUAACAAUUUAUAAAUGUCUAAAAUAUUUAUUUAUAUUUUGUAUGAACCAACUGUCUUGUACGUUCUCUUGUUAUAACAUGCUUUUUUAAAAUCAAUAUAAAUAAGUCUCUACCACACGAUGAAUGUCUAUAGUCAUUAUGUGAAGUUAUUUUUUAAAACCUGCUGAUGCUGUUUUCUUUUUAUACAACUUUAAAAUGACAACGUUUUACAAUAAAUGUUAUUUAUAUUUUUAAUUGCA
Molecule: messenger RNA, 8741 nt
Organism: Biomphalaria glabrata
Lineage: Eukaryota; Metazoa; Mollusca; Gastropoda; Planorbidae
Product: ankyrin-3-like
Exons: 2
Coding region: 169-3246 (1025 amino acids)
Molecular function (GO): protein binding
Source: RefSeq, a predicted model, not a curated record